GGUCCCACCUCCUCUGCAACGCCGGGGCCGGGAGUCUUAGAACCGAGGGCCCGCAGGGGUCCCCGCGGCCGCUGCGAUGCAGAAAUACGAGAAACUGGAGAAGAUUGGGGAAGGCACCUAUGGAACUGUGUUCAAGGCCAAAAACCGGGAAACCCAUGAGAUUGUGGCUCUGAAGCGUGUCAGGCUGGACGAUGACGAUGAGGGUGUGCCAAGUUCAGCCCUCCGGGAGAUCUGUCUACUCAAAGAACUGAAGCACAAAAACAUUGUCAGGCUUCAUGAUGUCCUGCAUAGUGACAAGAAGCUGACAUUGGUUUUUGAGUUCUGUGAUCAGGACCUGAAGAAAUAUUUUGAUAGUUGCAAUGGUGACCUGGACCCUGAGAUUGUGAAGUCAUUCCUCUUCCAGCUGCUGAAAGGCCUGGGAUUCUGUCACAGCCGCAACGUGCUGCAUAGGGACCUGAAACCCCAGAACCUGCUCAUAAACAGGAAUGGGGAGUUGAAAUUGGCUGAUUUUGGCCUGGCCCGAGCCUUUGGUAUCCCAGUCCGCUGCUACUCUGCUGAGGUGGUCACGCUGUGGUACCGCCCACCGGAUGUCCUCUUUGGGGCCAAGCUGUACUCCACGUCCAUCGACAUGUGGUCAGCCGGCUGCAUCUUUGCAGAGCUGGCUAAUGCAGGGCGACCUCUCUUCCCUGGCAAUGAUGUGGAUGACCAGCUGAAGAGGAUCUUUCGACUGCUAGGGACACCGACUGAGGAACAAUGGCCUGCCAUGACCAAGCUGCCAGACUAUAAGCCCUACCCAAUGUACCCAGCUACAACAUCCUUGGUGAACGUCGUACCCAAACUCAAUGCCACAGGGAGAGACCUGUUGCAGAACCUAUUGAAGUGUAACCCUGUGCAGCGCAUCUCAGCAGAGGAGGCCUUGCAGCACCCCUACUUCUCUGACUUCUGUCCCCCAUAGGCUCUCUGACCCCUGGUGGCCAGGCUGGGGCCUGGCCUAUUUAAACCUCCCUCCCAGGAGGGUGGAAGAGUGGGGUGUGGGAUCCUGAGCACCAGCUGUGCUGGGCCCAGCCGGGGUAGAGUUACCCUGGCCCGCGGUUUUCACUCCCUCCAUGGACUUUAUUUAAUUUCAUAAAUUGGCUCCUUUCCCACAGUCUGAUGAUAUGAUGGUGGGGUGGCUCUGAAGGGUGACUGGGGAUCCCUGCUCUGUGAUUUGGCCCACAGCUUGUGCAACGAGCUGCUCAUGUCUGCUCUGUCUCCUUACAUAUCCUGAGACCAGGGACAGGAGGCCAUGGUCCCCGUUCUUUUGAUUGUGUCAUGGCAGUCCUGUCUCCACACUCAGCUUAUAUUCUCCUGCACACUUUUCUCCUCUGCCUAGAAGGGCCAGAUACAGUCGUGAGGUGGGAUGCCACUGGCCUGAGUGCAGAGCUGAGCCUUUGCCAGAAUGGGAGAAUGGGCCAGGCCUCUCUAUCUCUGCAUCCUAUAUAGAGCCUUUCACAUCUGUUUUCUUAUACUUGGAGUUGUCAGUUGGGACAGGAGAGACCCAGAGCUGUGUGGGUCUCUUCCAUAAGUACAGCCUUCCCAGUUCCCAUUUGCCACUUUUCCAGAGGUUAGGGUACAGUGAGAAUAGGAAAUAGGCUGAGGUAGAGUUCCCGGGGUUCCCCCCUUGACAGGAAGGGGAAGGAGGGGGGGUCUCUCAGGCCCACUGUCUCAGCAGGCUGUCAGCUCCUAUAGAGAGGUUGGAAAGGCAAGAACCUUCGAAGGCAGGCCACCAAUUUGUGUUCUUGCACAUGGACUAGCUCCUCCUGUAACUCUGCCACUUCCACUGUCUCGCUGAGCUAGUUAGAACCUCGUUCCAGCUCUCCACUGCUGGUGCAGUGAAUACCUACACGAAUGGCCACUGUGGGCCAUCACCUAAGCUCUGGGCAUGGAGAGACUACCUUCUUAGACGUUGGUAGGAGGUGGGCCUAGCGGUACAGGUCUGUAUUCCAAACUACCAAGGAGCCUGAGGCAGAAGCGCUGCAAGGCCAGUGUGGGCUUCAGAGUGAGUUCAAGGUAAUCUGAACAAUCUAGUGACUCUGUUUCUAAAUAAACAAGAUAU
Molecule: messenger RNA, 2095 nt
Organism: Arvicanthis niloticus (Nile rat)
Lineage: Eukaryota; Metazoa; Chordata; Mammalia; Rodentia; Muridae
Source: RefSeq, a predicted model, not a curated record